Drosophila arizonae is the source of this 1498-nucleotide messenger RNA. It is a transcript of the gene scramb1, whose product is annotated as phospholipid scramblase 1. The record is from RefSeq and is a predicted model, not a curated record. Gene Ontology annotation, molecular function: phospholipid scramblase activity. NCBI's taxonomy places the organism in Eukaryota, Metazoa, Arthropoda, Insecta, Diptera, Drosophilidae. Gene Ontology annotation, biological process: plasma membrane phospholipid scrambling. Gene Ontology annotation, cellular component: plasma membrane.
ACGGGGCACACUGCCUCAUCGCUCUUUGCUAUUCUGGUAACAAAAUAACAAGUGUUGAAUUUAGUUUAGAGUCACAUUCAAGAGGCAAAUUCAGCGAAUUGAGGCGCUCUGCGUGGAAACACAGCUUCCAACCACCUGCAACAACAACGCAAGGCAGCAUGAACAUGAACAACAUCAACAAAGGGGGAUACGUGCCACCAGGCUACUAUCCACCAAACGCUCCGCCCGCCGAGGGAGCUCCGUAUGCGCCGCCCGCCAGUGCACCAUACGCCCCGCCGAAUGCACCCUACCCCCCCGGCCCACUACAUCCCCAGCCACAGCCACAGCCCGUUAACUAUGGAUUCUCGCCGGGUCUACCUCAAGGAGGUUAUGCUCCAGUUCCUCAAAUGCCUGCCGGCGAGCCCAAUUAUGGAGGUCCAGCUCCCUUUGGAGCUGGAGGCGGGGCUCCACCUUACGGCUAUCCGCCUGGCCCCGCUGGUCCACCGCAGCCAUUUGGGUAUCCACCAGGGCCAGCAGGUCCGCAGCAGCCAAUCAUAAGCCAGCCAGGCAUGCCACCAGCUCAGCCCCAUCCAGGCAUGGGACCAGGAGGACCAGCAGGCGACUGGAUGAGUAUACCCUCAGGCAUUCCGAAUUGUCCGCGCGGAUUGGAGUACCUUACGAGUAUAGACCAGCUUUUAGUUAAACAGAAGGUGGAGCUGCUUGAGGCUUUCAUUGGCUUCGAGACCAAUAACAAGUUCUCAAUCAAAAACGCACUCGGCCAGAAGGUCUACUACGCGGUGGAGGACAAUGACUGCUGCACUCGCAACAUGUGUGGUCCUGCACGGCCCUUCGAUAUGAAAAUUUUCGACAAUUUCCAGCAAGAGGUCAUUCACCUGAAUCGGCCAUUGGCCUGCUCAGCUUGCUGCUUUCCCUGCUGCCUACAGACAAUGGAGGUCUCCGCACCGCCUGGCAAUGUUAUUGGAUCUAUAGAGCAGGAGUGGUCCAUUUGCUCUCCGUCGUUCCGCAUUUUGAAUCACCUUGGCGAUACUGUGCUUCGCAUUGAGGGUCCAUUCUGCACGUUCUCGCUCUGUGGCGACGUCGAGUUCAAUAUUGUCUCGCUAACUGGAGCGAAGGUGGGAAAAAUAUCAAAGCAGUGGUCAGGUCUGGCACGCGAAGUCUUUACGGACGCCGACUUCUUUGGCAUCACUUUCCCACUGGAUUUGGAUGUACGCAUGAAAGCCGUGCUGCUGGGCGCCACGUUCCUCAUUGAUGCCAUGUUCUUUGAGAAGUCUGGCAACCGCGAGGGAGAUACUCCUGGAAUGUUCUAGCUGUUUGUAAAUUUUUGUACGAUAGACGUGACCCCAAUGUAGUGUGAAAUUGACUAUCGAAGCCCUGUGAACUAUCGCAUACUAGUCCGCUAUGGCCAAAGCAAACGCAUUUUUCAGUCGCCCAAAUGAUAUUGAAUUGAUUUCAACAAGUUUCGCUAAAAGCGAUUUAAAAGUUCUUACAUUUUUUCGUU